Carlito syrichta (Philippine tarsier) is the source of this 2451-nucleotide messenger RNA. RefSeq names its product trans-L-3-hydroxyproline dehydratase (gene L3HYPDH). Lineage: Eukaryota; Metazoa; Chordata; Mammalia; Primates; Tarsiidae. The transcript is spliced from 5 exons. The record is from RefSeq and is a predicted model, not a curated record. Gene Ontology annotation, molecular function: hydro-lyase activity. Bases 47 to 1111 code for a protein of 354 amino acids.
UGAAGCGCGCCUUGCCGGACUGUGGUUGUGUCCCUGGACGCAGACAAUGGAGAACGCGCCGGCAGUGCCCCGGCUGCCCCCGCAUGACCCGGGGACGCCUGCGUUGUCGGUGGUGGAUAUGCACACGGGCGGCGAGCCACUGCGUAUCUUGCUGGCGGGCUGUCCGGAGGUGGUCGGGCCCACCUUGCUGGCCAAGCGGCGCUACAUGCGUCGGCACCUAGACCACGUGCGGCGACGGCUCGUGUUCGAGCCCCGCGGUCACCGGGACAUGUACGGGGCAGUCCUGGUGCCCAGCGAGCUGCCGGACGCGCACCUGGGCGUCCUGUUCCUGCACAACGAGGGCUACAGCUCCAUGUGUGGCCACGCAGUGCUGGCGCUUGGCCGCUUCGCGCUGGACUUCGGCCUGGUGCCUGAGCCUCCCGCCGGGACCCGCGAGGCGUGCGUCAAUAUCCACUGCCCUUGCGGGCUGGUGGCCGCCUUCGUGGCGUGUGAAGGCGGCCGCAGCCUCGGCCCCGUGCGCUUCCACAGCGUCCCGGCCUUCGUGCUGGCCACAGACCUCAUAGUGGAUGUUCCAGGACAUGGAAAGGUGGUGGUGGACAUUGCAUAUGGUGGUGCAUUUUAUGCAUUUGUUAGUGCUGAAAAGUUAGAACUCGACAUUUGUUCUGCAAAGACAAAGGACCUCGUGGAUGCAGCAAGUGCAGUGACAGAAGCAGUGAAAGCUCAGUUUAAAAUUAAUCAUCCUGAUAGUGAAGACCUUGCCUUUCUAUACGGAACUAUAUUAACAGAUGGAAAAGAUGCUUAUAUCAAGGAACCAACCACCAACCUCUGUGUGUUUGCAGAUGCACAGGUUGACAGAAGUCCUACAGGCUCAGGAGUGACAGCCCGAAUUGCCUUACAGUAUCACAAAGGGCUUCUAGAAUUGAACCAGACCAGAGCCUUCAAAAGCACCACAACUGGCUCAGUAUUCACAGGGAAAGCUGUGAGGGAAGCAAAAUGUGGUGAUUUUAAAGCUAUUAUAGUGGAAGUGUCGGGACAAGCCCAUUACACCGGUAUGGCAAGCUUUACAGUAGAAGGUGAUGACCCACUGAAGGAUGGAUUUCUUCUCAAGUGACUUCUUCCAGGAGUUAAGGGCUUUCUUUUUUAAGUAAUUAUUACCUAGAAGUAAUUUUUUCUCUAAAUUAUGCAAAAACCAAUAUUCAAAUUUUACAUAUAUAACUUCCAUUCUUUCUAAAAUAGUACACUGUGACUAAAGAUGCAGUCAUUAUGCCUCACGUUUGCAAACGUAUUUUGGUAUAGAUAUCACUUAUGUCUAGCAUAUAAAGUGCCAGAAAUUCAGAAUCUUUUUCUAGUGAAUAACAUAACAGGGAAAAUUAAAACCUUACUUACUUUUAAAAUAUUGCUCUAUGAUAAUUACCGUAAUAUUUUGUUUUAAAGGCUCUUUGAAUAUCUGGAAUUGUAGCCCUCACAACAAUGAAUUUACAAGCUCCUUAUUGUAGUCUUCCAGUGUUUGAGUAAAAUAACACCCUCUCUAUAAGCAGUACAUAAAGGAGAUGGAUUAUAUAAGGUACUCAACCUUAGCAUAAAUAAAAAGGAUCAGGAUGGAGUCAGCUUCUUUGACUGGGUGUUGUUUUAGUUGCCGCCAGAAUGUUCUCUGUGCUGCAAAGGCCAGCACCUACACCCACAGGUACUGAAAUAUGAACAGAUGCUAGAAGACCAACUAGUAAUCAGACUUUUUCUGUAUCUUUAAGGCUUUUAUAAAAGGGCUUGUUUAUUGCAUUAUAAAAUACUGUAGAAAGUACACUGUAGAAAUUCAUUAUUGAAUCCUUAUGAUGGAAUGAGUCUCAUACUUUAUCAGCUGCAUGCUAGGUAGAUUUAAAACGUGACAUAAAUGCUCACUGUUGGCAUUCUUGCUAGUUAACACUUAUCAAUGAGCCUGUUAAAAAUGAUGUAAGCAUUAAGAUAAUCUCUCUUUUAACAUGUGAUGUUCUCAGAAAUUCAGUAGACUCUUUUGUGAGGUAUGUAAUAGUAUUUUAUUUCUGAGCACACAGAAGUUGAAGUAAACAAAUCAUUUAAACUGGUUUGGUACCCAGCAAGUCUGCAUAGGCUCUAUGAGUAGGUCUGUGAUGUGAUUACCUGACCAAAAACAAAGCUGUAAAGUUAAUAUUUUUUAUUUCCCUAUGACAUAAAAACACUUAAGAUUUUUUACUCAUUCUCUAUAGAAGGCUGUACUAAAGAUAACCUCCAGAAAAUGACAAUCUCACUGAUUCAAUAUGACCAAAUAACUUUCUACAGAUUAGGAGAUUUGCUAUACUUUAAAAAAUUAAAACAGAACACUAUUUUCUCUCCAAAUCUCACAGGUCACAUUAAUUUGAAAAGAAAAUUGUUUAAGAGUUAAAUUUUGUAGCAUUUUAUAAUGUGUCACAUACAUAAUAAAGUACACUCUGAAAUGCA